Brassica rapa (field mustard) is the source of this 2318-nucleotide messenger RNA. Its product is annotated as flotillin-like protein 3. NCBI's taxonomy places the organism in Eukaryota, Viridiplantae, Streptophyta, Magnoliopsida, Brassicales, Brassicaceae. The record is from RefSeq and is a predicted model, not a curated record. Gene Ontology annotation, cellular component: plasma membrane raft; plasma membrane.
UCAAAAGAUGAUUAAGUAUUAACAUUGAUGGACAAGGAUAAUUUCACGACGAAGUAAUAAUCGAAUCGACGAAUUGUUCUUAAUAUAUAUAUAUAUAUAUACGACAUCUUUUAUUGAUAUGCUUUUUUCGUAGCACAUAACCACGGUACGACUUUGACUCCAACACUGGAAAUUAAAUUUGCAUCACUGGAAAUUAAAUUUGCAUCACUGGAAAUUUGCAUCACUGGAAAUUAAAUUUCAAAUUUGGUGUUGAAAUAUUUAAAUUUUAACCAUUAGGUCACAGUAUUUUUCACUUUUUUGUAUUGAAAAAUGUAAGAUGUUGAUGAAAACACAAAUAUUUAUAAAAUUACUUUUACCUAGGAGCUUUUUUGUUAGAUAAAAAUCGUAUAUAUAUAUAUAUUUGUGUCAACUAUAUCAUUAACUUGAUUACACAAGAAUUUAUUUAGUAGACGUUGUCAAAAUAUUUGAAAAAAUCUUGUUGGUCAAGAAAUUGAAAAGGCAAGAUUGUUGCGUCCUCCUAUUAAUAGAAACUGAAAAUAAUAUUUGUUAAAUUUCCUCUGAUUUUUCCUAACUACGCGUAUUUGAGGAGUUAUAUAAGUAACAUCGUCUUAUGAUCUCUAUCUACGCAAAACAAACCUAAAGAAAGUCCAAAGAAAAAUAAAUAAUGAGUUACAAAAUCGCUAGAGCAUCGGAGUAUCUUGCCAUCACCGGUGGUGGAAUCAAAGACAUCAAGCUUGCCAAGUCUUCUUGGGUGCUUCCAUGGCAGUCUUGCACCGUCUUCGAUGUUUCUCCGGUCAACUACACGUUCGAAGUCCAGGCCAUGAGUUCCGAGAAGCUCCCUUUUGUUAUCCCCGCCGUUUUCACCAUCGGUCCACGUGUCGAUGACCCUCAUGCUCUCUUGCUGUACGCCAUGCUCAUGUCUCAACACGAUAAACACUCGAACCACGUCAACGAGCUUGUUCAGGGUGUUAUCGAAGGAGAGACUCGUGUUCUUGUUGCCUCCAUGACCAUGGAAGAAGUCUUCAAAGGAACAAAGGAGUUCAAGAAGGAAGUGUUUGAAAAGGUUCAGCUUGAGUUAAACCAGUUUGGUCUUGUGAUCUACAACGCUAAUGUUAAGCAGCUUGUUGAUGUCCCUGGACAUGAGUACUUCUCUUACUUGGGUCAGAAGACUCAGAUGGAAGCAGCUAACCAAGCCAAGAUCGAUGUAGCAGAGGCAAAGAUGAAGGGAGAAGUGGGUGCCAAAGAAAGGACCGGGCUCACAAUUCAGAAUGCAGCAAAGAUUGACGCAGAGUCAAAGAUCAUCUCCACUCAGAGGAAAGGAGAAGGGACAAAGGAAGAGAUCAAGGUGAAGAGUGAGGUCCAAGUCUUUCAGAAUGAGAAGGAGGCUCUUGUUGCUAAAGCUGACGCAGCACUUGCGAUUCAGAAGGCUGCUUUAACCAAAAGCUCUCGUGUGGCUGAGGUUGAAGCUGCCAAGGCAGUUGCUAUGAGAGAAGCUGAGCUUCAAACUCAAGUUGAGAAAAUGAAUGCUUUGACUCGGACAGAGAAGCUCAAAGCUGAGUUCCUCAGCAAAGCCACUGUUGAGUAUGAAACCAAGGUGCAAGAAGCAAACUGGGAGUUAUAUAACAAGCAAAAGAAAGCAGAAGCUGUUCUGUACGAGAAGCAGAAGCAAGCGGAGGCGACGAAAGCUGCAGCUGAUGCUGCCUUCUAUGCUAAACAGAGAGAAGCAGAGGGAAUUGUCGCGAUGGCCAAUGCUCAAGGGACUUAUAUCAAGACCCUCCUAGGCGCUGUUAACAACGACUACUCAGCAAUGAGAGACUUCUUGAUGAUCAACAAUGGGGUUUACCAGGAUAUCGCCAAGACCAAUGCUAUUGCCAUCAAGGACUUGCAGCCUAAGAUCAGUGUGUGGAACCAAGGUGGUGCCGAUCAGGGGAUGAGUGGUGGUGGUAUGAAGGAUAUUGCUGGACUCUACAAGAUGUUGCCACCGGUUCUUGAUACGGUUUAUGAGCAGACUGGGAUGCAGCCACCGGCUUGGAUUGGUACACUACGUGGUGCUGAGCCUAGCCGUUGAAAGGUCUAAAAGUGCUUUCUUUUAUUUUAUUUUAUUUUAUGCUUUUGGAGGAUAUCUUUUAUGCUUGUGACUUGGAAGUCAAGUCAGCGUUUGUAAAUAACUCCAGUUUCGUGAUUGAGAAAUAUGGGUUUUAAUCAGUCAGUGAAAUCGGUAUUUUAGUCUAAACUGUUAUUUUAGAAUUUUUAUAUUUUUCUAUGCAAUGUACCUUUAUAAUAUAUAUUAAUUCUAAUUAAUAAUAUCUUUAAAUCUA